UCGUCCUAAUCUGUCCUCAGACUUCACAGAAAUUCAUUAGCUGAAAAACAGUGAUAAAAGCAAUAUCACAUUUGUCAGAUAAUUUGCUUUUAAAAAGCUAGCUAGUUUGAUCACUUUUAAACGUUUGUAUAUAAACUAACGAUUGUAAUCUAAUUUCGUUCUCCUUCUCUGUUUCAAGCAAUAGGAUUAUGACUGUGGGUGUGUAGAGAUUAGGUGGACACUUCACAACAUUAUCUCCAUUUGAAAUGCUUGUAAACACAUGAAUGAUGUUAGACAUUGUCUGGCCGUCAGAUUUAAUCCUGUAAUCUUUAUGGAUGAGGACACAACAAGAGAGAAAGUGAUGAGACAUAACAAUAUCAAGCAAAAAAAGUAGAAACCGUUCGUAUGAACUCAUGACUGAUUUUCAUGGGAUUUAGAUCUAUUCUGACCAUACAGAAGAUCUUGUCAUGGUGGACCUGUUCUUGGGGAAGGUUUUGGUGAAAAACAACAAAGACAAAGAUGAGCUGGACACCGAGCGUGAGAUCGUCCUGCGGCUCCAGAACCGCCUCCUCAUGCUGUUUUUUGCUUCUGGAGAAUGUGAGCGGUGUCAGGACUUUGCUCCAACGCUCAAAGACUUUUACAAGAAACUAACAGAUGAGUUUUACGUGGAGCGCUCGGCCCAGCUGGUUCUGCUGUACAUCUCUCUGGAUUCAUCAGAGGAACAGCAGGAGAAGUUCCUGAAGGAGCUGCCCAAACGCUGCCUGUUCCUGCCAUAUGAAGAUCCUUACAGGAAUGAGCUGGCAGUGAUGUUUGAAGUGCACGAUCUGCCCAGCGUGGUGGUGUUACGUCCAGAUUGCUCCAUUCUCUCGCCGAACGCCGUGGCAGAAAUCUGCACCCUGGGACCGGACUGCUACCGCAACUGGCAGGAAGGGGCGGAGCUAAUCGACAGGAACUUCAUGAUGAAUGAGGAAUAUGAUGAGGGCAAAAUGCGCAGUAUGACUGACCCCUUCAGACGACUCAAAUACAAGGUGGAAGACAAGAAGAAAAAGAAGGAAGGGAGGAGUGCAGAGGAAGACAUGGAAGAUGAUGGAGGAGCGCCGUGGUAAAAAUUUUACAACUGAAAACAUCUGCACUGGAUCAUCUGACCUGCCUCAUUGUGAUUGGCUGACUGAUGCUUUUAUAACAUUAGUGAUGUGGACAGAUGUAAGGAGGACAGCUACCAUUAACUGUAUCUAUAAAUCAGUAUAUGGACAGAUACUUGAGAUCAAUUUCUCAUUAGAUUCAUUAUUAUUAAUCAAAUAUUUCUGAAAGUAUUUUAACUCAUUUUUUUUUAUUUUUAGGAGGUAAUUAAAUUUAGGAUUAUACUAUUGUGAGGAUCAUUCUUCAUUUGCAGUGUUUUUAUUGUUCAUUAAACUUUAAAAUUACAAACAAAAUUGUGUG
This is a messenger RNA of Misgurnus anguillicaudatus (oriental weatherfish), 1419 nucleotides long. It is a transcript of the gene nxnl1, whose product is annotated as nucleoredoxin like 1. The record is from RefSeq and is a predicted model, not a curated record. Lineage: Eukaryota; Metazoa; Chordata; Actinopteri; Cypriniformes; Cobitidae. Gene Ontology annotation, biological process: photoreceptor cell maintenance. Gene Ontology annotation, cellular component: mitochondrion.